ACCCCUCGAUGCGAAGGCAAGUCUGGCCGCAGAGCGCCGCCCUCCCCAUUCCCCCGCCCCUCCUCCCUGCGAAAUCAUUCGCUGCGGGCUUGCAAUCACCGGUAGAAACGCAGAAACGAAAAAGUCUCAGUGUCAUCCUCAGUCUUAGUCACGCAAUCCGCCCGAAAUCCAGGCUUGCCGAACCGAAACCACUACCCCCUCCGACCAAAACCCCCCCCAAAACAAGGGCUGCUAGAGACGUUCCAUUCUGUCGUGUCAUCCCAAAAAAGAAGAAAAGUAGGAAAAGACAAACAGGUCGCGCAUCCAACACCGCCAUCCCACCGAUUCAGGAAUCCAUCGACAAAAGAAGAAGAGGAGGAAGAAGAAAAAGACCAGAGCAGAACGAGCACCUACUAGUCCCCGUCAUCCCCCGUCUCUUCCGCCGCCCGCUGCCUUGUGCCUAGGCACCGACCUACCGAUAGCCGCAUCCCGAGACGAACCACACUUCUCUCACGCACACACGCACACUCCCUCGCACACUACCAUCUAGACGUAUCUCCAUCUGUUCUCCCUCCGACUCCAAGGAGCCAACCUCAAAGCAACUUCCCUCAAUUUGCCGCCGCCGUCGCCGCCGAGUUUAUCUCUCCCUUGCCUCCCGACAAGGGACGAAGCAACAGGCGCGGAACGGUUGAUGCGAGCUGGAACGUUCCGGCUGUUCUCGUCGCAAGCGUCCCGCCCCCCGACCCCUCCCCUCCGGCGUCUCAGCACGCUGCGUAACAACCUCCCCGCCGCCCGAAACACCACCACCAAGAACAACAAAAACAACCACAGCAACCUCACGAUGGUCGCCACCCCCGAGACCAUCGAGGCCAUGACGCCUCCCGGCUACAACUUCCCGGAACACCGCCUCCGCCUGCAGCAGUCCGAACCCGACCGCGAGCCUCUUGUCCUCGUCGCCCCGGGCUCCUACAGCCCCAUCACCUUCCUCCACCUGCGCAUGGCCGUCAUGGCCGCCGACUACGUCCGCUACAACACAAACUUCGAGCUCAUCGGCUCUUACCUGUCCCCCGUCUCCGACGCCUACAAGAAGCGCGGCUUGGCCCCCGCCUGCCACCGCCGCCGCAUGUGCGAGAUUGCCGCCGAGCAGACUUCGCGCUUCCUCAUGGUCGAUCCCUGGGAGGCCGAGCAGACGGCUUACGUGCCCACCGCCGUCGUCCUCGACCACUUUGAGCACGAGAUCAACGUCAAGCGUGGCGGCUGCAACGGCAAGCGCGUCCGCAUCGCCGUUCUCGCCGGCGCCGACCUCAUCAACACCAUGAGCCAGCCCGGCGUCUGGUCCCCCUCCGACCUGCGCCACAUCCUCGGCGACUUUGGCGCCUUCGUGCUCGAGAGGGCCGGCGUCAACAUUGACGAGGCCCUCGGCAACCUCAAGGAAUACGAGGACCAGAUCUACUACAUCCCGCAGGUCGUCCCCAACGACGUGUCGAGUACCAAGAUCCGGCUGUUACUGAGGAGGAAUAUGAGCAUCGAUUACCUCAUCCCCGCUGAGGUCAUCAAGUAUAUUGAAGAGCACGGCCUGUAUCACGAAGACGAUGCCGCGACAAACGACAAGGGAAAGGAGAAGGAGGUGCAAUAGGAGUCACCUGCACGAAUUCCCCAUUAGCGAAUGAUUUGUAGAAAAAGAGGGAGAGGCGAUCAGAUCACCGCGAAAGACAGACAAUGAGAAAGAGAGAGAGAGAGAGAGAGAGAGAGAGAGCUAGGGAUCUCGCAGAGCAGAGAGAGACGGGGAAAUUACUGGCGUGUGGAUAUCAGCGUUUGGAUUUUGCGAGACGACGGCACAAUGUUCUUUUUAUCAGUUUCCCUUUUUUUCAUUAUUUUCCUGGGUUUAAUCAGGUGCAUCGGGCGGGUCAUGUCCCCAUGAGACAUAUUACACAUCUUUUCCAACUACAGGGACUUCUCCCGGCUACAAUCAGAACUUCCCCUCGGGAUCGGCCCCGCGCCGGUCGAGACAUUUUAAGUACUCC
Molecule: messenger RNA, 2003 nt
Organism: Colletotrichum destructivum
Lineage: Eukaryota; Fungi; Ascomycota; Sordariomycetes; Glomerellales; Glomerellaceae
Product: Putative Cytidyltransferase-like domain, nicotinate/nicotinamide nucleotide adenylyltransferase
Exons: 3
Coding region: 671-1615 (314 amino acids)
Biological process (GO): NAD+ biosynthetic process
Molecular function (GO): nicotinate-nucleotide adenylyltransferase activity; nicotinamide-nucleotide adenylyltransferase activity
Source: RefSeq, a predicted model, not a curated record